Molecule: messenger RNA, 2982 nt
Organism: Dentiscutata heterogama
Lineage: Eukaryota; Fungi; Glomeromycota; Glomeromycetes; Diversisporales; Gigasporaceae
Source: the annotation of a GenBank genome assembly
AUGUUGAUUUACGUUGAAUUUAAGUUUUGUUUCCGUUUGAACUUUUUACCUAAACCCACCACUAUUAUGGAGGGGUACGUUCAAAUUAAUGGCUCAUUUGCAUCGGAUCUUUCCCAAGAUCUCGAAAACUUAGCAAACACUAUCGCCUCCAGUUGUGCUGGAGACCCGGUAAUGUUGCGGUCUCAGCAAACUUUCAAUGGACGCAAUGGUGACGUUAUACAAGCGAGAAAAAAAUACGACAGUUGUGUUCGUGAGUUAGAUGUACUGCGCCUCAGAGCACGUGAACAAGAUGAUUUUCAUAGCCAAAACCUAUUUGAGUGGAUUUUGCAUUUAAUUGAGCACCAUAUUUCAAAUCUUCCUUAUGGUAAUUAUCUAUCAGAUUUUUGUCGAUGCGACCCAACACAACGGCUCAAAAACGAAUACGACCCAUAUGCAAAAGAAAAUUUACAAAUACUCAGUAAUCAUUACGCGGAAUCUCCAAUUCUUAGACGGUUAGCAGAACUCGCGUUUGACUGCCUACUGUCACCGAACAAUUCAAAAUUUUCAAAUGGUUCUUACGCAAAGAAAUCACGAACGAAUAAAGCUCGUUGUAUCACUUUGUUUGAAAAUCUAGCUAAAAUUAAGGCGUUAUGGAUGCUUAAAUGGACGACUGAUCACGUGUCUGUAGACUUACGAUGGCAGGUGUUUUUCGAAUUUAAUAUUUGGAUGUUGAAUCAACUAAAUUCUCGUGUUCCAUUUACAAUAUUUGAAUUUUUAAUGGAUGUCGAUCCUGUGGCGCUUCAGCAAAGUCUGAUAGGAUUAUUGGAAUAUUACUCGGAUAUUGCAAAUAAUUACAUUCAAGAUAGGCUUUCAUCCUCGUUAGAAAAAUAUGUGGGUGAACGAAUAAUUGUAUCUCAUCUACUUAAUCUUACGAUCCAAUAUCCUGAGCUUAUAAAGAACAAUGAAAAGCAAAUAUGGGAUCAUCUCUCUGUGAAAAAUAUACAAACAAUAUGCUACUUUGAGUGCUUCACGAGAUUUUCUUUAUGUGUAUCAUCAUCAAACGAAACAGUACCGCUUUGGGAUGCAUUUUCUAGCUGGUUAUUGUCUUGGUUGACAAAUGAUUCACCAAAUGUUGUACCUCAUAUGCUUCCUGUAUGCUUAUUACUGGAUAGUUUAGCUAAUGAACAAUACGUUGUUAAUGACGAUAAUAUAGAUCAUACCGAAUUAAAUUAUUUGAAUAAUGUUAUUCGUACAAGAUGUACGUACAUUAUUCAACAGAUAACAAAUAUGAUUGAUGAGUGCGUCAUGGAUUUUCAUUUCAAUUCUGAAGCGGAAUCAUAUUUGAAUGCGCUCAUAGAAAAUUAUUUUUUAUCGCAGUCUUCAAUUACAGAGUCGUCAAAUUGGACUGAACCAUCUGAACAUUUAGUUGUUACUCCUCAUAACUUUUUCGAUCUUAAUCGAGUAUUAACCAUGCUUUCAUAUCGUUGGGGUACUGAUUGUGAACAUUUUUGGCUAGUGAUGCUUAAGUGCAUUGGAUUGGCCACGAAGCAAAAUGCUAUAAAAACAAUCGUAGAGCUUUUGCUUAUAAUUGAUUUUUCGACAAUGUCAUCGGAGGAUGAAAGAAUUGUGAGUAUGAUUAAUCUUGCUCGUGAAUUGAUUACUACUUUGGAGCUUAAAUGGAAGGACGUUGUUAGUUUGGCUGUCGAUAAAAUUGUGGAAAAAACUUUGUUAUACAAAAACCUUGAUUUACCAUCAUUAGCCAUUAAUACUCGACAUACUAGAGUAUACAAAACAUUUGUUUAUUUUAUUUCAACACACCCGGAUACAUCUAAUAUCAAUUUGACCGAGUUGACCAGUGGCUCAUUAGUACUGAAUAAAACAUGUAAAUGUAUAGUAGAUGCCUUAGGAACUCGAUAUAUCAUUGCAUGCUGUAAUGAGUUGAUUGAUGUAUGGUUUGACGUAAUUUCAAGGCAAUCACAAUUAACGAACACUAAUGGGAGAAAGGUUCAAUGGGAUAAAACAAUAGCUGUUUUAGAAAUGAUUGAGGCUUUUCUUUACAUACCGAGUCUUGUACUUAAAAAGCUUUUGGUCAAUAAUGAGUCUAUACGAAAUUGGCCAUGUAAAAUGCAGACAAUAACGGAAGACACAUCAGAUUCAGAAUCAUAUAUUCGACACAAGAUACCGAGAUUUAGGUUUGGUGCUCCAAAUUCUAACAGCAAAUCCUCAAUAACAGCAUGGAAAACAUUGAAGCCUAAACCUUGGUCAUCUCACGUUCUAAUUCAUUAUCUUAUUAACAGUUCUCCAGAACAUGAUUGCACCAUAUCUAAUGCAUGGAAUAAUGGUAUAUUGUUUAGGAUGUGCUGCAUGCGCCCAGAUCUAUUAUCAUUUGAAUCUAGUAAAACUUCGUUAUUGAUACGUCUUCUUUUGAACCGUUUGACAACUAAGGAACCUCCGACAAAUAUAACAGGGCAUAUAAUUUUACCAAAAUCUAUAACGUAUCGUAGAGAUACUUUUUUGCAAUCAACAUUUUCAGAACAUCCGGAGUUGUGGAUAUUGCUUAGUUUUCUAGCAAAUGAUUAUGUAAUGUUUGAAGAACUUUUUAACUCUCUCGUUCGGUCUCUUUUUGCGAUGAACAUUACUUUUUGGUAUCGCGUAAGGGAACAAACUCAAAGAAAAAAUCAAAUAGAAUUGGAUACUGCAAUACGGCUUGUCGAAAUUUUACAGAAGGCACGCUAUAUUCCUUCACCUCUGAAAAAUGUGGGCUGUCUAUUGCCUCAUCUUCAAUCGAAAGAUGUUGGAUAUUUAUUAUUUGAAUCAAUAUGGAAGUUUGUAUUAGAAAACUGGCAAUUAUGUCCAUAUUCGGACGACUAUGAUAUGUUUGAAGGACAAACCACACCGAAUAAUCAUUUAAUUCACUAUUCAGAGAGAGUGAAUGCGAUUAAGUUGAUUAUUCAAAAAAACAUUUUAUCCAUUCCUGAAAUACUACCUCACCUUGUUAAUUAG